Cyprinus carpio (common carp) is the source of this 789-nucleotide messenger RNA. RefSeq names its product mitochondrial ribosomal protein L21 (gene mrpl21). Gene Ontology annotation, molecular function: structural constituent of ribosome. Gene Ontology annotation, cellular component: mitochondrial large ribosomal subunit; ribosome. The record is from RefSeq and is a predicted model, not a curated record. Lineage: Eukaryota; Metazoa; Chordata; Actinopteri; Cypriniformes; Cyprinidae.
GAACCUUUGCAUUGCGGUGAUGUGUUCGUCGGAAGGUGUUUUACCGCCCUCUCCUCUCCUCGUGCUUCCGGCGCUCGCUCACCGCGGAGAUGACUUUGAGUCUGAGGAAUAUUCUUCUCCGCGCCGCGGGAGCGCGUUUAUCACUAAACACGGAGAAACGUUGUGUGGUUCCGGCACUGAAGCGCUUCCAGAGCUCCAGCAGCAUCAUCUAUCCUGCCAGUUAUGUACCACAGACGUCCCUCUCCAGACCGCCGUGGCCUGAGCUCCCUGCGUUUGAUGCUGAAGAGGAGGAGAGACGGCAUCGAGCGGUCGUGCAGAAGGUGAACGGUCUGAUUGAGGAGGGAGCGUAUGGACGCUUGUUUGCUGUAGUUCACUUCGCCAGCCGUCAGUGGAAAGUGACCGAUGAAGACCUGAUCCUCAUCGAAAACCACAUUGAUGCGGCGUGUGGCGACAGGAUAAGAAUGGAGAAGGUGCUGUUAGUUGGAGGAAGUGAUUUCACUCUUGUUGGAAAGCCACUUCUCAGCCGUGAUUUAGUACAAGUUCACGCUACGGUCAUUGAGAAGACCGAGUCCUGGCCAAUGGUUCACAUGAGAUUCUGGAAGAGACAUCGAUUUCAAAAAAAGAGAAUCAUUAUUCAGCCGCAGACCGUACUACGGAUCAACACCAUUGAGGUUUCACCAAAGCUGUUUUGACCAGCGGACGACGUGGUGCAUUUGGCAGCAGAAAUAUGCCAUAAGCAAUUUCAUGUUUGAGACCAUGUAAAUAAAGUUUUCAGAUAUGUCUUGAUCA